UGGACGUCGAGGAGAGAACAUGGCGCGCCUGGCUCUCUGGCUCGUUUCUGUGGUGGCGAUUGGUGUUGCUGUGCCUGAGGUACGUGGAGGCAAAAUAAUCUUCCCAGAAUCGGAAGAAGUCGCUGCAGACGCUCAGGUACGCGAAGACGAGUCUUUCCAUUCCGAAUCCCGAGGGCUGUGGGAGAGCGACCUCUUCUUCUUACAGAAGCUCUCCAGCCUCUUCGGCAGCGAGGACGAGGACCGGAGGGAAACCCCGGUGCGCCCUUCCCGCCUCCGGCCAGAGCCUCUCCCUCCGCAAGUGUUCUUCAACAAUCGUCGCGUGGGCGGCGACACUCGCAGACGCCCGGCGCAGGGGGCCGUGAGGCAGAAGUUCCGUGUGCCGAGUCCGCCGUCCUCCGUCGUCGCCCCUCCUCGCCCUGGGACCCCGCAGGUGCCCCUAGGUUCCCCAGCGACGUUUGGUCAGCCAAGCCGGCCCAACCCUUCGGCCGGAAUUCCUCUUCGUCAGAAUGUUCUCGCCAUUCAUCCCCAACAGCAGCAGCGCCCUGUGUUCAACCUGCCGAAGCGAGACGUCCCUCCUGCGCCGGACGCCUUUCCUCAACCUUCGCAAAACCACGUCAUCCGCCUGAAGCCAACAUUCACUGCCUCGCUGCCUCGGCCCACGGUCCCUUCCCCAGCUGGCGUGUCUCAGGCCGCCCCCGGAGGCAGUUUUCCUUACCAGUUCGUGAAGCCCGGAAGCCCCGUGGUCAGCACGACCAACCGUCCUUUGGCUACUCCCUCCGCACGUCCUGAGAAAGUGGAGCCCUUCUCGAAGCCCGUCAAACCGAAGAAGCCCACGCUGCUGGGAUCCCUGGCAGACUUGACGGGUGGCUUCCUCGGCGGCAACACAAGGACCCAGCAGAAGCACCCGCGACCGAUGCCGCAGCCGCAGAGAGUCAUCAUUCCGCCGCAACAGAAACUGACGCAGAAGAAAACAGUCGCGGAAGACACAUUCAACCCAAGCCCGCCGGAGGGCAGCCCUCUCGUCGACGCCUUUCAGCCGAUGUUCGUCGCGUCGCCGUCAGUGGACCACCUCGGCAAGGACGCCAUGAAGCCGAUGAAGAUAGCGCAGAAGAGGACGGCGACAACGACCACGACGAGCCAGCCGCAGUUGGUCGAUUUCUUUUAGAAAGAAGAAAUCGAAACCUAAAAUAAGUAACACAUAAAGAAUCUAAUUUAUACUCUAUAGUAUUAGAAUUUGAAUUAGAACAGGGUUAAUACCCAACAUCGACUAAACGGUGUUUUAUCGUGAUUGCCUGUUUCUGUUACGUGUUCAGUUCCAUUCUAUUUGUCGUUCAUGGUACCUAAAUUUACCAUUGAAUGUCAAUCAUAUGCUUAAAAAUUAUUGUAUACUGGGAAUUUACUGAUUAUCCUAGUUUGUAUAACGUACAG
Molecule: messenger RNA, 1428 nt
Organism: Penaeus vannamei (Pacific white shrimp)
Lineage: Eukaryota; Metazoa; Arthropoda; Malacostraca; Decapoda; Penaeidae
Source: RefSeq, a predicted model, not a curated record